AUGAAUGAAAAUGUUACAAGCCCGAUGGUUGACAAUGGUUCGAGCGAGGAAAUACCUCAUGGCGCCUCAAACUCCUGUAACAAGGAUGAAUCGUACAAGUACGUCUUCCUGCCCGUGUGCUACACCUACACCUGCAUCCUCAGCUUGGCACUCAACUCCAUCAUCCUCUGCAGCAUUCUCAAACGGCGCAAGGAGUGGAAUUGUUCCCUCAUCUACAUGUUCAACCUCGCCCUGACUGACUUCAUGUAUGGCCUGUCACUGCCGUUCCUCAUUGCCAGCUACAUCAUGCAUGACGCCUGGGUCUUUGGGGACUUUACUUGCCGCCUGGUCCGCUUCCUCUUCUACUUUAACCUUUACUGCAGCAUCUUCUUCCUGACCUGCAUCAGCUUCCAUCGGUACCUGGGCAUCUGCCACCCCAUGAAGACUAUCACCAUGGAGACCAAGAAAACCGCCAGGGUGGUCUGCGUGCUGGUGUGGCUGGUGGUCCUGGCCCUCACCUGCCCCAUCUUCCAUUUUGCCAAGACCGCUGCCUUCAACAAUGCCACCAACUGCUGGGAUGAUGCCCUCGACACCGAGUACCCGCACUACGUGCCCUACGGGAUCAUCCUUCACUCUGUCGGAUUCUUCCUGCCCUUCUCCAUCAUCGCCUGGUGCUACUCCCGCGUGAUAAAGACCAUCUUCAAGACCAUCAACAACCAGGAGUUCAAGUCUGCUGUCCCAGGCUUAGAAAAGAGGCGCAAGUCCAUCAAGACGAUUGUAACCAUCACCCUCCUCUUUGCCCUCUGCUUCUUCCCGUUCCACGUGACCAAGACCAUCUUCUUGAUCAACAAGGCCGUCCCCGACGUGGCCUGCGCCACUAAGCGGGUGGUGACCAUCUGCUAUAAGGUCACCAGGCCCUUGGCCAGCUUCAACGCCUGGCUCAACGCCCUGCUCUACUUUCUUACCAAGGACAAGUGGCCGCAGAACUGCCUGAAGCCCAAGAAGAACACUGACGAUUCCAAAUCGUCGUGGAACAUUUUCAAACCGUUCAACCACUUGACGCCGCCCUCCUGA
Messenger RNA from Carcharodon carcharias (great white shark), 1053 nucleotides. Its product is annotated as P2Y purinoceptor 3. The record is from RefSeq and is a predicted model, not a curated record. The transcript has a single exon. Gene Ontology annotation, cellular component: plasma membrane. Gene Ontology annotation, biological process: G protein-coupled receptor signaling pathway; cellular response to pyrimidine ribonucleotide. NCBI's taxonomy places the organism in Eukaryota, Metazoa, Chordata, Chondrichthyes, Lamniformes, Lamnidae. Bases 1 to 1053 code for a protein of 350 amino acids. Gene Ontology annotation, molecular function: G protein-coupled ADP receptor activity; G protein-coupled UDP receptor activity; G protein-coupled UTP receptor activity.